GAUAUUUACCAUCAAAGAAGAAGAUCGCUGGACAUCCGAUUCAAAUUGAUAACAUCGAUAAUCCAAAGUAUAUUGAAGUUCUUCCACAAUUGAUUCAAAUGUUUACACCUUUACUCGAUUAUGUCGAACUUUGGCGUAUUAACGUAAAAAUCCUGGAAGACAUUAUUGAACCAUUAGAAAUAGUUCCAAAUGAUGCAAUGAUGCAAGUUUAUCGUCACCAAGCAAAAAAUAAAUCAAUACCAGACACACGCGGAAUUCCAUACAUAUGCAUUGAAGAUAGCGUAGAAUAUGUUUGGAAUAUCGAUCCCUGCGGAACUCCGCUUGGAGGGUUUAACGGAUCAUUAGCAUCAUUAUCUGCCAUAAAAUUAGGUUCAAUUGCUGUUGAAGCUGCUUUAAAAAAGGCCAAAAUCGAAACUAAUAGCGUUCAAGAAGUCUUUUUCGGAAAUGUUCUUUCGGCCAACCUUGGUCAAAAUCCUGCUCGCCAAGUUGCUCUUGGUGCAGGCAUCCCUGAUACCGUGAUCGCUACUACUGUCAAUAAAGUAUGCGCUUCCGGUAUGAAAGCCGUAAUUUUAGGUGCUCAAACGAUUAUCACCGGUAAUGCUGAUAUCGUCGUUGCGGGUGGUACGGAAUCAAUGACAAACACUCCUUACUAUGUACCGCAAGCAAGGUUUGGAUCUAAAUAUGGAGAUCAAACUCUUGUUGAUGGCAUAGUUAAAGAUGGUUUAACAGAUGUAUAUAAUAACUACCUUAUGGGCAUUGCUGCUGAAGAAUGUGCAACUGAACACAAAUUUACUCGUGAGGAUCAGGAUAAUUAUGCGAUCUCUUCUUAUCAACGUGCACAAGCAGCUUUUGCUAAUGGACAUUAUGCUGAUGAAAUUGUUCCCAUAACCGUUCCGGGAGGUAGGGGCAAACCUAACAAAGUUAUCACUCAAGAUGAUGAAAUUUCAAACCUUAAUGUUGAUAAGUUACGCGUAGUCCGACCAGCUUUCUCGGAAAAAGGGACAGUGACUGCACCGAAUUCUUCACCAUUAAGUGACGGAGCCGCAGCCAUUGUUUUGAUCAGUGGUGAAAAAGCAAAAGAAUUAGGCGUCAAAACCAUUGCAAAAAUUAGUGGAUGGGGUGAAGCCGCUCAGGCACCAGCAAACUUUACCACUUCACCUGCAUUGGCAAUUCCCAAAGCAUUGGCUCAUGCAGGAAAUAUUCAAUUGUCACAAAUAGAUUAUUUUGAAAUUAAUGAAGCAUUUUCAGUAGUAGCAUUAGCAAAUUUAAAAUUACUUGGAUUAGAUAAAGAUAAAAUAAAUGUCUUUGGAGGAGCUGUUGCCAUGGGUCAUCCACUAGGUUGUAGUGGCGCAAGGAUUAUUUGUACUUUAAUUAGUGUAUUACAAAAAAAGAAUGGCAAAGUUGGUGUAGCUGGUGUAUGUAAUGGUGGUGGUGGCGCUAGUGCCGUUGUUAUUUCGUUAUGUGAUUAA
Messenger RNA from Funneliformis mosseae, 1469 nucleotides. NCBI's taxonomy places the organism in Eukaryota, Fungi, Glomeromycota, Glomeromycetes, Glomerales, Glomeraceae. The record is from the annotation of a GenBank genome assembly.